This is a messenger RNA of Drosophila kikkawai, 1840 nucleotides long. Its product is annotated as trypsin-1. Gene Ontology annotation, biological process: proteolysis. Gene Ontology annotation, molecular function: serine-type endopeptidase activity. The record is from RefSeq and is a predicted model, not a curated record. NCBI's taxonomy places the organism in Eukaryota, Metazoa, Arthropoda, Insecta, Diptera, Drosophilidae.
GUGCCCCUGGAGCCAAGUUGCGUCAUACUUGGUUGUAGCUCAGUUGUAGUUUGCAACAUUUUGAUAAAAUACCAUGCGAAAUUGGGUCUAUCCUCAUAAGCAUUAAAGGGGACCGGCAUUACAGCGGCUCGCUCUCUCAGUCCGGAGAUAAGCCAAACGCAGAAAGUACUCAGAGUACUUUAGCAUUCAUGAUAACUACGAAGUAUAUAAGUGGCAGUUCCUAUCCCAGAGAGCUUCUGUCUGCGAACCGAGCUUACAGCUACGCGACGGGACUGGUCGUCUCUUUAUAAGCCAGGAAAACCCGAAAGUGCCAACGCACCGAUCAAGUUCAUAAACAGGGCUCAAGGUAAGAAAUAAGUUAGCUGAUCCCACCUGAGUAGCUACACUAAGUAGCUAUAUACAGUCGGAUCAGUAGCGCCGGAGAAUUGCGCAUAGCAGAGCGGGUUUAACUGUCAACGGAAGCGGCACGCGAUAAAAAAAAGUCUAAUAGUUGGCAAAAAAUCUCAAAAUGAAGGCCUUUUUCUGGACUUCAUUGGCUCUACUGGGCUUUGUGAGCUUCCAACAGGUGUUGGCCAAAACUGUGUCCAGUGAUUACAUAGACCUUCUCGACUUGAGCGAUAAUGAUGAGUUCCAAUGGGGAGAGUCCGAAAACCAACUAUACAGCCAAGGAAAUCACAGCAAGGAAAAUGGCGAUGCGAAUUAUCUGACACACCACCGUCUUAACAAGCGACAAGCUCCCGCCUCCCAGUUGCUGGAGAACAAGGAUUAUGGUCCCUGCAGCACUCCGCUGGGUGAAUCUGGCCGCUGUCGACACAUCAUCUACUGCCGCAUGCCGGAGCUCAAGAAUGAUGUAUGGCGCCUAGUCUCCCAGCUAUGCAUAAUUGAGAAAAGCUCCAUAGGCAUUUGCUGUACUGAUCAGAUGACCAGCAACCGCUUAAGCCCGCAGAUCGUGACCAGCCAAGAUCAGGACGAGCCGCGCAUCGUGAACAAACCGGAGCAGCGUGGCUGUGGGAUUACCACUAGGCAAUACCCCAGGCUCACUGGAGGCCGGCCAGCCGAACCGGACGAGUGGCCCUGGAUGGCAGCCCUACUAAGGGAGGGUCUUCCCUUCGUGUGGUGCGGUGGUGCCCUGAUCACCGACCGCCAUGUCCUCACCGCCGCCCACUGCAUCCACGGCAAGAAAAAGGAGGAUAUCUUUGUCCGAUUGGGCGAGUACAACACUCACAUGGUGAAUGAGACGAGGGCGAGGGAUUUCCGCAUUGCCAAUAUGGUCCUUCACAUUGAUUUCAAUCCACAAAACUACGAUAAUGAUAUUGCCAUUAUCCGGAUCGACCGAGCUACGCUAUUCAACACCUACAUCUGGCCAGUUUGCAUGCCACCGGUGAAUGAGGAUUGGACGGGGAGGAACGCCAUUGUUACGGGUUGGGGCACUCAGAUGUUCGGUGGGCCUCAUUCAAACAUACUAAUGGAGGUCAACCUACCAGUUUGGAAGCAGUCCGAAUGUCGCGCCGCCUUAGUUCAGCACGUUCCUGACACCGCCCUGUGUGCUGGAUUUCCCGAUGGUGGACAGGACUCCUGUCAGGGCGAUAGCGGGGGACCGCUGCUAGUACAGCUUCCCAAUCAGCGCUGGGUCACCAUUGGCAUCGUGUCCUGGGGCGUCGGCUGCGGCCAGCGCGGCCGUCCGGGUAUUUACACCCGUGUGGAUCGCUACUUGGAUUGGAUUUUGGCCAACGCGGAUACCUAAGGUAUAAGCCGGGCUGUUGAUAGUUUGUCAGUGCAUUCAAUUUACUUGGCAUUAUGUUAAACAAAUGCUACGACCUAAAUACACGAAUUAACCUGA